Molecule: messenger RNA, 3562 nt
Organism: Jaculus jaculus (lesser Egyptian jerboa)
Lineage: Eukaryota; Metazoa; Chordata; Mammalia; Rodentia; Dipodidae
Gene: Cerk
Product: ceramide kinase
Exons: 13
Coding region: 1-1614 (537 amino acids)
Molecular function (GO): kinase activity
Source: RefSeq, a predicted model, not a curated record
AUGGGGGCGAUCGGGGCGGCCGAGCCGCUGCGCUCGGAGCUGUGGGUGAAGCGGCAGCGCUGCGUCGUCUGCCUGGAGCCCGCGCGGGCGCUGCUGCGCUGGUGGCGGAGCCCGGGGCCGGGGCUCGGCGCGCCCGGCGCGGAUGCCUGCUCGGUGCCAGUGUCCGAGAUCAUCGCUGUCGAGGAAACGGAUGCCCACGGGAGACACUCCGCCAGCGGCCGGUGGCAGAAAAUGGAAAAGCCGUUUGCGUUCACAGUGCACUGUGUGAAGCGAGCCCGACAUCACCGCUGGAAGUGGGCGCAGGUGACUUUCUGGAGCUCCGAUGAACAGCUGUGCCAGCUGUGGCUGCAGACCCUCCGCGAGCAGCUGGACACACUGACCUCAAGGCCCAAGCACCUGCUGGUGUUCAUCAACCCGUGCGGAGGCAAAGGCCAGGGCAGGCGGAUCUAUGAGAGGAGAGUGGCGCCGCUGUUCACCUUGGCCUCUGUCAGCACCGAAGUCAUCAUCACUGAGCACGCCAAUCAAGCCAAGGAGACUAUGUUUGAGAUCAACACAGACAGCUACGAUGGCAUCGUCUGCGUGGGCGGCGACGGCAUGUUCUGUGAGGUGCUGCACGGGCUGAUCGAGAGGACACAGAGGGACGCUGGCAUCGACCAAAACCACCCCCGGGCCAUGCUGGUUCCCAGCGCCCUCAGGAUUGGCAUCAUCCCCGCAGGGUCCACAGACUGUGUGUGCUAUUCGACCGUGGGCACGAUCGAUGCGGAGACCUCUGCCUUGCACAUCAUUGUUGGGGACUCGCUGGCCAUGGACGUGUCCUCAGUGCACCACGACAACACGCUGCUGCGCUACUCGGUGUCCCUGCUGGGCUACGGCUUCUACGGGGACCUGAUCAAGGACAGUGAGAAGAAGCGGUGGAUGGGGCUCGUCAGAUACGACUUUUCAGGGGUCAAGACCUUCCUCUCUCAUCACUAUUACGAAGGAACCGUGUCUUUCCUCCCUGCACAGCACACGGUGGGAUCUCCGCGGGACAGGAAACCCUGCCGGGCAGGGUGCUUCGUGUGCAGGCAGAGCAAGCAGCAGCUGGAGGAGGAGCAGAAGAAAGCCUUGUACGGCCUGGAGAACGCGGGGGAUGUGGAGGAGUGGCAAGUCAUCUCUGGGAAGUUUCUGGCCAUCAAUGCCACAAACAUGUCCUGUGCUUGUCCCCGAAGUCCCCAGGGCCUGUCCCCAGCUGCCCACCUGGGAGAUGGGUCCUCCGACCUCAUCCUCAUCAGGAAGUGCUCCAGGUUCAACUUCCUGAGAUUCCUCGUCAGACACACCAACCAGUGUGACCAGUUUGACUUCACUUUUGUUGAGGUCUAUCGCAUCAAGAAGUUCCAGUUUACAUCCAGGCACGUGGAGGACGAAGACAGCGACUUGAAGGAGCACGGGAAGCAGCGGUUCGGGCAGAUCUGCAGCGACAGCCCCGCCUGCUGCUGCCUGGCCUCCAGCAGCUCCUGGAACUGUGACGGGGAGGUUCUGCACAGCCCUGCCAUCGAGGUCAGGGUGCACUGCCAGUUGGUGCGUCUCUUUGCACGAGGAAUUGAAGAGAAUCCUAAGCAAGAGUCACACAGCUGAGAAGCCGGUACAUGUUGUUGACCUUGUACUUGGGAAGUGAAAAAAAUUAAGAAAAUUCCGACAGACCAGUUAUGUUCAUGUAUCCAUUUAAACGUAGAAAUUUAUUUUUGAUAGUUGAAUCUUGACUUGAGAAAAGAAAGACACCUUUGUCGGCAAUCCUGUGUACAUACCCAGCAUCCCAAGUUCCAUGUGACUUUUAGUUGCAUUUCAUAUAAUUGUUCUUGGCAAAUGGCACUUGCUGGUUUGGGGCAUUGGCUUCUUAGAUGCCAAGAGCACAGACAUCAGAACAGCCCACAGUGGCUCCUCUGCAAUAAUUUUAGGGACAUUAUAAUAUACACUUCCCAGGAAUCAGGUUUACACCAUCUGGACACAAGGUAACUACUGGGUCACUCUGAGCUGCUAUGGAAGACAUUCUGGAACAGUUUGGGCCCAGGGUUGGGAAAGCAGACAAUUCUCUCCGCCUUCAUGUCGCCCCAUCUUCAUUUAUGAUCCGGCCAUUGCUAUGUGAUCCUCGCUGCCCACCGCAACUGAAACACACAGUCGCCGGGUGCAGCGCGCCCAGAGCGAGCCCACAUCACUGUGGGAAGACGCUGAGGGCCACAUUUCAUCCUCAGGAUCUCUACUCACUCCCAUCACAACGGUCUUGUGUGAUGACCCAGCGAAGCGGCCUCUGGGAAGUGGCUUCUGUUAGCACUGAUGGCAUGCACACUGUGGACAGGGUUAUUGUGAAGCACCCACUAACAAGGCUGUAUUUGGACACAGCUGGGCGUUACAGGGGACAGAGAGUGUGCUCGUGGUGAUUUCUGCAUCCUCCAGCCUGAGCAUCACCCCUGGGGGGCAAGUCGUCCCCAGUCGCAGCGGGAUUACUUUGGUGCAGGCCCUCAGUCUCUUCCGUGGUCCACCUCUGCUCUUCCCCCCGUCCUGGGCUUCAUGCAUUCACUGAAAGCUUCAUCCUUCUUGAUCUGAAGAGCAUAACAGUGUCUCGGGCAUUGGUUCUGUGUCCACACUUGCACUGCUGGCAGCUUCCUGCUCUUGAAGCCCUGGCCUCGUGGCCAGUUUUCUCCAAAGGCAUUCCUGACCCAGGGGUUCCUCAGAGGCCCACUGCUUCCUUCCUGUGCUGUCUCCGGACUCAUGCGUCUGAGAAGAUGUGUGAAAUCACUUCAUGUGACUCAGGCGGGCUUGAGCUUGACGUGCACGGGGCGGGGCGGGCACUGUUACGGGACGGCUCUCACGCUGUGUGGCUGCUGGAGCGGACCUCACAAGGGACCCAGCGGUCACCGUCGCACUUCACAGACAGCACCCAUUCCUCCAAUUCCUUGCAUUGAUUUAUAUUUUGAAGCAGACAUGAACUUUCCUACUUCAUUCAGACAAAAGGGCAGCUGUAAAGGUGGUGGCCUUUGUAGGGACCAGGCUAUCGAAGGUGAUUGUUUGAGUGGAGCCAUUGAAUCACUGACGGUUGAGUGGGAAAAAACUGGUUAGAAGCAGGUCAGGUCUGCUCCUGGAUGGGCAGGAACCAAAGGGAUGAGACUGAUGGCUCUCUGAAGGGAGGGCGUGGGUAAUUGCCUCGCUCUGCCCACUGCCAUUUCCAUAAUGCUUCUUAGACGUAGCAUGCCAGCCCCUGGGCUUAGGGGUCUUAAGAGAAAACCCAGGAGUGAAGAUGGCUACUGGUGACUUAGAUUUUAUGGUAGCUCUGUGGCUCGUCGGUGCAAAGCGUCGAGCUGACAGACACGGACAGUAACUUAUCUGUCUGUGUUUGUUGGAAUCAGGUAGGAACUGGCAGCUUCCAAGGGCUGUCUGGUUUCUUAAUACAAUCUCUCCCAGAACCGGGAGACUGUGACGUGGAGAAGGGCCAAGCGUACCUUCUGAUCUUGCUGGUUUCAAGAUUGGAAAAUGGCAUAUUUGAUCUGAUAUGUUUGAGAAGAUACAAAUAAAGUUAGUUUGGGCAGAA